AUUCGCUACCAUGAACGUCGACCCUAUAACCGGCGCGCCUCUGCCCGCGACGGCAAUCCAGCGCAUCCUGUACCUCGCGCCCAAAGUGCACAUCUACCAGAUCCCGCCCGCGACCACGACAAAAGGAUACCAAGCGUCGACAUGGACCGCCAACAACAACCAGCUCCAGAUCUUCACUGCGCGGUUACGCGUGGUCGAGACGUCGAUACCGAGUGCGAGCGAGAAAUCAGGCAACAGCAACAACAACAACAACAACAACAACAACAACAACGACGACGAGGACGAAAAAGUCACGACGACGAUACUCCUCGAAGACGCCAAGACGGGCGAUUUGUUUGCCGCCGCGCCGUACACGAGCGAGCGGACGGUGGAGCAAGCGCUCGACAGCAGCCGCUUCUUCGCCAUCACCGUCGUAGGCGAGGGCCGCAAGGCCGUGCUGGGCAUGGGCUUCGAGGAGCGCAGCGAGGCCUUUGAUUUCUCCAUUGCCCUGCAAGACGCCCGCCGCGUGCUGGGCUUUGACUCGCAACAUGGCAGUGCAUCGGGCGCGGCAUCGGGCGCGCGCUCCUCCUACUCCUCCUCCAAGCACGGCGGCGCUCACGCCACAUCCAAUAACGCCAUGGUUGGCGCCGACGCCGCAAAGCGCGACUUCAGCCUCAAGGCUGGAGAAACAAUAUCCAUUAACCUCGGCGGCCUCAAGGGCCGCCGCUCCCGCAGCCAUGAGAACGACAAGAAGACCGAAGAGGAGGGCCGCAAGAGCGAUCAAGAUGCCCUGUUUAGUAUAAAGCCGCCGCCCGGCCCAGGAGGCGCCUUCUUGCCCCCGCCGCCCAGCGCAAAGAGCGUCAAGGAGGAGCGGAGGCGGAGCAGGCAGAACUUUGACGCUGCGAGCUUGCCGCCGUCGAAACCUACGGCUGAGGAUCUAGGCUUUGACGAUGGCGAGUUUGGCGAGUUUCAAUAGGGGGGUUUUUGUUUGGCAUAGACCCCGAACGAAAGGGGGUUCGUGGGAAAGGCCAUUGUGUGUAUGUGUG
Molecule: messenger RNA, 1025 nt
Organism: Exserohilum turcica Et28A
Lineage: Eukaryota; Fungi; Ascomycota; Dothideomycetes; Pleosporales; Pleosporaceae
Exons: 1
Coding region: 11-955 (314 amino acids)
Biological process (GO): endocytosis
Cellular component (GO): membrane; clathrin vesicle coat
Source: RefSeq, a predicted model, not a curated record